CAGACCAGUAUUUACUAUAGUUUACCAUAUAAAUAAAAAUCUGAUUAUAGCUAUUGAUUAACGCAUUAUGGAAUCGGUAAAAGAACAAUUUCAAGCAUUAGAUUUUGCCAUAUUUGGAGCUGUUUUCAUUCUAUCUGCUACUGUUGGAAUUCUCUUUGGAUAUAAAGAUCGCAAAAGCAAAUCUACCGACAACUAUUAUUUUGGUGGAAGAAAAAUAUCACCGAUACCAGUUGCAGUAUCAAUUGCGGUUUCGUUCGUUUCAGCCAUAACAGUAAUUGGAGUGCCGGUGGAAGUCUACAUGUUUGGCACUGUGUUUAUAUGGUACAACGUAUCUCUUCUUAUGACAAAUGCUGUGGCAUUGAUAUAUUAUAUACCCGUGUUUCAUAGGCUUCAGCUCAACAGUGUAUAUGAGUACUUAGAACUUCGAUUUCAUCCAGUACUUCGGAAGAUAACUUCAGUGAUGGGAAUGAUAAACACGAUGUUCUAUCUUGGACUUACGGUGUAUAUUCCGUCUCUUGCAUUAAGCGCAGUGACACCAAUGAAUUUGUACUUAACUAUUGCUAUAACCAGCGCAACUUGUACAUUCUAUACGACCGUAGGAGGAAUGAAAGCUGUUAUUUGGACAGAUGUUUUUCAGUUUUUAUUUAUGAUUGUAGGGACGUUAUCAAUUCUUAUCAAAGGAAUACUUGUCGUUGGGGGAUUUGAUAUUAUUUUAUCUGCUGCGGAACGAGGACAACGGAACAACUUUUUGACAUUGGACCCUGAUCCCAGAAUACGUAGUUCUGCCUGGUCAAUUACGUUUGGAUUUUUCUUUGUUACCUGCUAUGAGACAGUUUGCAAUCAGAUAUUUAUUCAACGCUGGCUUUCCUGUCGAACUAUUAAGAACUCUAGAAUUGCCGUUGGCGUGAGUAUCAUUCCUCUUAUCUUGUUAUCUAUGAUAUCUAUCGCAAGUGGGAUAGUAAUGUACGCAUACUACGAAGGCUGUGAUCCUUUGUUAUCUAAGAAUAUAUACAAAAUUGACCAGAUUAUGCCCCGUUUUGCGGUUGAUUUAUUUCAUGACACACCCGGAAUGGCGGGAUUAUUUGUAGCUGCUGCAUUCUGCGGAACUCUCAGUACAGUGUCAUCUGGUGUUAAUGCUUUGUCAUCGCUUUUAGUAAUGGAUUUCAUCUUACCCAAGUUUCAAAAUUUAACGCCAAGAAGAAAACUUAUAAUUAGCAAGACGGCUAGUCUAUUCUUUGGAGCACUCGUCAUGUUAUUGGCGUAUCUCCUUUCUCUUUCACAGUCGAACGUUAUGCAAGCAGUGUCAUCAAUUGUCGGUUUUAUUGGUGGUCCAAUUCUUGGGUUAUUCACAAUGGGUAUAUUUAUGCCAUGGAUAGAUUACAAGGGCUCAUUUGGGGGACUUCUACUAGGACUCGCUUGUACAGGGUGGAUUGGAAUAUCGGCUAUGGUGUAUUCAGUAGGAAAUUCAUCUGCGUUGCCUUUAUCUACACAAGCCUGCAAUAUCACAACGUUAACAAACACGACAUUGGACAAAGUUUUCACAAUAUAUAAUACUACUCUGUAUACGGAGACUACUGAAAAAAGUUCACCAAGCCUUUUUAUUGCAAUAUACUCGAUCUCGCCAUUUCUCUAUGGAGUUCUGGGAUGUACAAUGACACUGGUAGGAGCUCAUGUAACUUCGAUAUUCACGGGUUUCAGCAACCCUAAAAAUGCCAAGGAAAAACUUUUUGUUCCUUUGAUUGACAAUGAAAUCCUUCCAGAAAAAAUGCGAAUAUACUUCAGGUUCGGUGUUCCACUCCCUCAAGCAACGAAAUCGGGUAACAAUGAUAUACCGCCUGAGGAGAUGAAGAUGCUUCGUACAACAGAACAAAAGGCUGACAUGGAAAACUUCCAACAAACAUUGCAGCCAGAAUGAUAGUCACAACGGGGAAUAAGCUUAGUAAUUCAAAACAUUGUUUGGAAUUUUUUUCGUCAUUUUCU
Styela clava is the source of this 1980-nucleotide messenger RNA. The record is from RefSeq and is a predicted model, not a curated record. Lineage: Eukaryota; Metazoa; Chordata; Ascidiacea; Stolidobranchia; Styelidae.